Haliotis rubra (blacklip abalone) is the source of this 1891-nucleotide messenger RNA. Its product is annotated as putative ankyrin repeat protein RF_0381. Lineage: Eukaryota; Metazoa; Mollusca; Gastropoda; Lepetellida; Haliotidae. Gene Ontology annotation, molecular function: protein binding. Gene Ontology annotation, cellular component: ciliary inversin compartment. The record is from RefSeq and is a predicted model, not a curated record. Bases 646 to 1620 code for a protein of 324 amino acids. The transcript has a single exon. Gene Ontology annotation, biological process: protein localization to ciliary inversin compartment.
CUGCUUUACACUACACUGUUGAAGGACGAUGUUGUGAUAAUGUUAAAUUGCUACUUAAUGCAGGAAGUGAUCCUUGUCUUCAGGAUGCUAUGGGUAAAACAGCUCUACACUGUGCAACUGAAAGAGGAAGGACUGACAUUGUGAAGUUAUUGCUGGACACACCCAUUGAUCUGCAAGUUCAAGAUGUAAGCGGCAGAACUGCCCUUCACUAUGCAUCUGAAUUCAACACUGAUAUUCUGAAACUCCUGCUAGAUGCGGGGCUGAUCCUUGUAUUCAAGAUGGGCUUAGAAAAAGUACAUUGCUAAAUGCGGUUGAGAGUCACAAUUAUGCUGGUGUUAAGUUACUUCUGGGGAGAGGAGCUGAUCCUUGUUUAAGCGACCAAUGAGGCGUAACUCCACUUCAUCGUGCAUCAUGGCACAACGACGGGGAAUGUCUCAAACUUCUUUUUGGCACGCAGGAAACUACUGCAUUAUGCAGCUGAAAGUAUAAGCAGUGAGAACCUUAAGCUUUUCCUGGAGAGAGGCCUCACUGCAUUCUCAGGAGACACAUCUUGCCAAACACCUCGCCAAUAUGCAGCUGAAAGUAGAAAUGCUGACAGCGUAGCAUUAUUAGUUAAGGCAGGGAUUGAUAUCAAUUUGCAAGAUCAUGAAGGAAAGACAGCGCUGCCUUAUGCAUCUGCAUCUACUGACUUUGAAAGAGUUCAACUUCUUUUUGAAGGAAUUAGCAGAUCCAAAUUUAACAGAUCAAGAGGGAAAGCAUCAUUACAUUAUGCUGCAGGGAAUGUUAGUCAUGCUUCUCUUAGAGAAAGGUAGCAACCCUGGCAUACGAGAUCAAGGUGGAAAGACUGUUCUUCACUAUUUAGCAGAGAAACAAAGUGAAUGUAUUGCUAUAGCGUUGAGCAAAGGUGCUGACCCAUGUAAGCAAGAUAUACAAGGCAAAACAGCUCUGCAUUAUGCCUCACCAUGUCCCAAUAGCGAGUCUGUGAAGAUCCUGCUGGACACAGUUGCUAAUUUGUCAAUAAAGGACGUACAUGGCAAAACAGCUCUUCAUGAUGCAGCAGAACAUGGAAACGUGAAAACCGUAUCAUUACUCCUGAAUCAAGGAGCUGAUCAAUGUGCCCAAGAUGAGCAAGGGAUGUCACCUCUCCAGUAUGCAGUGACACGAAGAGACUGUGUUAUUGCUAAACUUCUCAUGGACCACGGCUCUGAUGUGAAUUUACAUAGUUACUGCAGCAAGACGGCUCUCCACUAUGCAGCACAAAGAGGAUGUUCAGCCAGUAUUAGGCUGUUGUUACAGAGAGGCGCCAACCCUAAUGAACUAGAUGAGCAAGGCAGGAUGGCACUUCAUUGUGCAGCACCUGCGACUGAAGAUUGGUGUACUGAUAAUGUAGAGACACUCUUACUCUUAGGUGCUGAUCCAUCUGCUCAAGACAGAGAGGGAAGGACGGCUCUUCACUAUGUGGCUCAAUGUAAAAAAUGUAAAGCUGUAAAGUACAUUGUAGAUACAUUUGACGUUUCAAGCAUAGAAGACCAAGAGGGAAAGACUGCUCUUGACUAUGCGAAACAAACUGGCAAUACGGUGAUUGUAGAUCUGCUCAUUACCAGAGGACCAGCCGUGUAAGGUGAUCGUGGUGAUAUCACCCUUCAGGGAUGCAAACAAUACACCUACUGCUGUGUAGAAAAACAAGCAAAACUCUUAGUGUUGUGUAUAUAUUACCGUGGAUGACAAUUUCAUCCUGACAUUCGUGAGGAAGAUAGUGGAAGCAUUCAUUAAUCUUCGGCUGCAAUACUUACUCACACACUGAAACAAGAGUGAGUGAGUGGGUGAGUUUAGUUUUACGCCGCACUCAGCAAUAUUCCAGCUAUAUGGCGGCGGUCUGUAAAUAAUCGAG